UCUUGUAUUUGUUUGUUGUGCAUUAUUGUUUUCGUGUUAAGUCAGUCUUUUUCAAAUGAUAAUAAAUAUGUAAGAUAUUAUAUAUAAUCGUUGAAUUUGUAUCAAUUGGCAGCUAUAGUGAGUAAUCUGCCAUUGGAUAACGUAAAAAUGUUCCACAACUUAUUAGCACGCUUUAUGAGAUCUGUACUUCGUGUUCGGAUUGUGCUGGUGAUUUUAAUGGUGUUCACGAUACCAUUGUUGAUAUAUAUUAUAUUUAAAUCAAAUGUGGAUAUAAGGUAUUGCUAUAUAAAUUCAGAGAUGCCCGAAAUGGUUGCAUAUACUGACCCAUCUGUUGGCAAUACUGUCCCCCAAUUGUUGGAGGAUGUACUUAUAGCAGAACUGAAACCAAAGCCGGGACGCAGUAUAUUCUUUCAUGAGACUAGCUGCCGACAGUUAGCGAAACCUUUAAACACACAUAUUAAUUUAGUCGAAUUAAACGCUCGUCAAGCUUGCGCCAUUGAGUCUGCCGCACUACACAAUCCAAAUUUAGAUGUAUUUGUUUUAUUUGCUAGUCCAACAUACCAAACGAACCAAACUCUUCAUCAUCCUGUUAUCAAAGCUUUACUGUCCUACCCAAAUAUAUUUUUACGGAAUUUAAAUAUGUGGACAUAUGCUGCCAAUACGCCUAUACAUGAAUGGUUUCUCGAUGGCGAACUUUUCAAAUCCAAAUAUGUGAUAUCGCACAUAUCAGAUUUUUUGCGAUUUUUAACGUUGUACCGUUGGGGUGGUACAUAUUUGGAUAUGGACAUAAUAAUGUUGCAAACAAUUGAAGACAUAGCACCGAAUUUUAGUGGCGCUGAAUCAGAUAGAUUUAUUGCAGCUGGUGUUAUUAAUUUUGCUCCUGAUGGCUUUGGACAUGAUAUAGCCGCAAAAUGCUUACAUGAUUUUCAAACAAAAUUCGAUGGUAAUGAUUGGGGUAAUAAUGGUCCUGGUGUGAUCACACGUGUCAUGCAAUCAAUUUGUAGCACUGAAAAUAUGGAUCUUUUGGUUAACGAUCGUACUCGUUGCUUGGGUUUUAACGUGUUUUCACGUGAAGCUUUUUAUGCCAUACCCUGGGUAGAUUGGGAAGCCUUUUUUGAUGAAACCUGCCUUGAAGACGUAGAAGCUCGCACACAACAAUCAUAUGUAUUACAUUUUUGGAAUAAGCAUUCGAAAGGCAAGCUUGUAAAGGUUGGUUCGAAUGCACCGUACGCAAAAUUUGCUGAAUUAAACUGCCCAAAAGCUUACGCAGCGGCUGGCGAAUACUUUUAGAACAUCUAAUAUAACGCUAAUACAUAUAACGAAU
Molecule: messenger RNA, 1324 nt
Organism: Teleopsis dalmanni
Lineage: Eukaryota; Metazoa; Arthropoda; Insecta; Diptera; Diopsidae
Product: lactosylceramide 4-alpha-galactosyltransferase
Exons: 2
Coding region: 148-1290 (380 amino acids)
Biological process (GO): glycosphingolipid biosynthetic process
Molecular function (GO): alpha-1,4-N-acetylgalactosaminyltransferase activity
Source: RefSeq, a predicted model, not a curated record